Rotaria sp. Silwood2 is the source of this 414-nucleotide messenger RNA. Lineage: Eukaryota; Metazoa; Rotifera; Eurotatoria; Philodinida; Philodinidae. The record is from the annotation of a GenBank genome assembly.
AUGGUUUAUAAUUCAUCGAAAGUCAAACGUUCAUCAAAAUCUAAUCUAAACAAACAUCGUCGAAUUAAUAAAGAAGAAAAAGAACGUACAUAUCAACAAUUAUUGCCUCCAUAUCAACCGAUACAUUGUUAUUCUAUAUUUUUCAUUAACCAUUCAGCUACACCUGAUGAACUUACUUAUUUAAUUGAUAUGGCGGAACGAACACUAAAUUUCAUUAUUCAUAUGAUAUUUGCAAAACACGAAGCACCACGUUUUUCGAUUACCGAUGAUGAAAAGCUUGGUUCUUCGAUAAUAGGUCAUGAUCCAGAUGAUCGUCAUCCAUCAACAUUGGAUUCUAUGCCGGUACAAUUUCAACAAUAUUCCAGCGUCUUAGAUAUUAAUAUUGCAGAAGCUUUGACUACAUGUCAUAAAUAG